CAUAAUUGGAAAGCGCUAACUUUCUAAUGUUUAAAGCCUCGACAAUAAUUGAAUUGCGAUUUGUCCAACAGAGAGCGUUCUCUUGUUUAUUAUCCAAUUUGUUACUGUCAUUCAUAUAAUGUCAGCCACGGCUCCUUUAGAUUCUUCUGAUGUUACUUCUCCAGGUUCGUUUCCCCUUGUAUCUCGCUGUUAAUGGUGGGGAACCUCAUGUUAUCAAAAUUCCCACUGAUAAAAUAAUAGCAAAAAAGAAGAAUAACAAGAAGAAGAAGCAUGCUAAAUCGAAAUCAAACGGAGAGAUCCCUCAGGGUCAAGACCAAGGAGAGGACCCUACAGUAAACGUGGCAGAAGAAGGGAAUGCAGAGGAAUCUGAACAGUCAACUGUGGUACGAAUGACACCUGUUCAUUACUCAAUUUACAGCAAACAUAAGCGCAUUCUGACAAUUAUCGGCAGAAUACUCCAAAAGAUUCUCAUUUUCUAGAAAGCACAGAUUCGCAGACGAAUGGCCCCAAAAAUGACUCUGCAAGUAAUGGCCAUGCGGUUGCGCAAACACAAUCUAGCACCAGGGAGGCAGAAGGCUCCUCGGAAAAGAAUGGUUCAGAUGCAUCAGAUGCAAGCAUUCGACUGGAGGCAAUGACGGCAGAGCGGCAGGCAUUGCGCGCUGAAGUUGAACAAUUGCGAAAAUCUCUGGAGGACAUUCAGGGCAAGCAUUCGGAAGAGGAUUCAACAGCUAAAGGUCAAUACUCCGAGAAUCUAUCAUCUGUCGAAGAAAAGUACAAAGAUGAGAUUGCCACAUUAAAGAGUCAACAUGCAGAGGAAAUUUCCACGGUUCGAGCGGAAUUGGAGGAGACUGAAUCUUCAAGAGAAAAUUGGGAAUCUCAAUAUCACACAUUACUUACACGCGUCAAUACGAUCAAAACUACCUUGGGGGAACGUUUAAAAGCGGAUAAAGAAGAAUUGGCGGAAGCUAACGAGAAAAUCGAAGAUUUGGAAUCACAAGUGGAAUCAUAUCAAAGCACUACCCAAGGAUUGCAGGACGAGGUUUCCAAACUACGGAAUGAGAUGAAUGAAUCUUCCAAAGAGCUUUCGAGCAUACGAAACCGCAAUAGUUUAUCACAACAGAAUUGGGUCCAUGAAAGGGAGGAUUUGAUUCAACAGGCUAAACAUCUCAAAGAGGAAGCAGAUGCCGCAAAGGAGGCCAUGGGGGAUUGGGAGGUUUUAGCUAUGGAAGAGAGAUCUAUAAGGGAGAAUCUGGAAAGUAGAGUUUCUGAUAUGGAGGAACAAUUUUCUGCUCAAAAAGAAGCAUACGAAACGGCAGUCGCCGAACGAGAUAGCCAAUCUCAAACAGUUGAUGGUUUACAACGAGCUCUACAAGAAAUCCAAGAAACCCGGAGACGAGAACUUCGAGAGAUGGUCGAAAGCUACGAGGAGCAAAUUCAAGCCCUCAAGAAAGUCGUCCAGGAUUCAGAUUCUAGAUGUGUUGAGGCUGAAACUUCGAAAGAAGCUCUUAAAACAGAAUUGGAUCGACUUCUGCCUUUUGAAAAGGAAGUGAAGGAAAAGAACUUAUUGAUUGGUAAACUUCGUCAUGAAGCUAUUGUGAUCAAUGAUCACCUCACAAAAGCCUUGAGAUUUAUUAAGAAGUCAAAAGUCGAGGAUAAUGUUGAUAGGUAUGGUACAAUAACACUACUAAAAUGGAUUUAUGACUAAUAAUGUGCAGACAAGUCGUCACAAAUCACUUUUUACAUUUCCUCUCCUUGGAUCGUUCAGAUCCAAAGAAAUUUCAAGUCCUUCAAGUUAUUGCUUCACUAUUGAACUGGACAGAUGAGCAAAAGGAGCAAGCAGGUCUAGCCAGACCAGGUGCUUCAAGUAAUAGUUUACGUCUACCAAUGUCACCAUUUCAUCGAACACCAAGCACGCCAUCAUUACCCACGGAGUUUUUCACGGAACCUUCGAGCGCCCGGAAAGAGUCUCUCUCAGAACUCUGGACGGGAUUCUUAGAAAGAAGUGCGGAAGAAGGAAGUGUUAAAGAUAAGGAUAGUAGAAGUGGAAGUGUUAGUAGUUCAACUACUCUUGCAACAAAAUAGGAUAUUAGGAUAGGUUUUUACUUUGUGGAAUAGAUUUAGGUGUAUAUUAGCUACAUUGCAUGGGCGUUCUUCGGGAGCGAUGCUAGGGUGUUGUCACGGUCGUCAUGAUUCUUUCGCGAAUUGUUGUGUUAAAAGGGUUUUUCCUCAUGGCGUUGGUUCUGACUCCUUUUUUCUCAUUUUGGGACAAAUAGCAGAACGAGAUUUGGUUGUCUUACCGCCCAAAAUGAUGUCGUUCAAGGAGAAUUUCAACAUUCAGGUUUCUUGACUACAUUAUCUGUUUGUUUGCAUGUGUCAUUAUUUGAU
Messenger RNA from Sclerotinia trifoliorum, 2385 nucleotides. The record is from the annotation of a GenBank genome assembly. NCBI's taxonomy places the organism in Eukaryota, Fungi, Ascomycota, Leotiomycetes, Helotiales, Sclerotiniaceae.